AUGGUAUUUAGUUUAGGUAGAUGGAUAUUCCUUAUAUGGAUAGGUGCCAUCGCUUUUGCCGCUGAUCAGGAGCAACCGCCGGUUUUCAAAAGAGGAGGCUCGAAUUUCAUCAUGGAAUCUGUGGCAACCAGCUGUGAUCACGAUUUUGUGGAGUAUUUUCGAAAAGUGCCUGGCACAAAGGAUAUAAUAACCUUUCGCGUGGUGAAACUGGCCAAAGCCUUCACCAUCGACAUUGCUGUGAGGGUCCUGAAAACGAAGAGAGUUAUGUACAGGGUGGACAAAAUAGAUGGUUGUCAAUUCCUCAGCAAUCCGCUGAUGAAUCGCGUCUUCGGAUCGGUCUACAAGCGACUCAUUGUGAAUGGUUCCUUCAGUUGCCCAAUAAAGCCGGCGGUUUAUUACAUCAGGAACGAAGGAUCUGUGGCCAUGUUGCCCACUUUCCAUCCUCCGGGAAGAUAUCAGAUCACCAUGCGCGUCAGGAUGCAUGAAAGCAGAGCUCCUUUUGUAAUGGAGAUGCUUUGGAUAUACAAUGUAGUUAAAAUAAAGUAA
Drosophila ficusphila is the source of this 546-nucleotide messenger RNA. RefSeq lists its product as uncharacterized. NCBI's taxonomy places the organism in Eukaryota, Metazoa, Arthropoda, Insecta, Diptera, Drosophilidae. The transcript has 2 exons. Bases 1 to 546 code for a protein of 181 amino acids. The record is from RefSeq and is a predicted model, not a curated record.